Messenger RNA from Nomascus leucogenys (northern white-cheeked gibbon), 7847 nucleotides. RefSeq names its product MN1 proto-oncogene, transcriptional regulator (gene MN1). Gene Ontology annotation, biological process: regulation of DNA-templated transcription. NCBI's taxonomy places the organism in Eukaryota, Metazoa, Chordata, Mammalia, Primates, Hylobatidae. The record is from RefSeq and is a predicted model, not a curated record.
GUUGCUGCUUCUCCCGGCGCUGGGCGAGAGGCAGACACAGAGAGGGGAGCCGAGACCCUCGGAACGCCCCACGCAGAGCCCCCCCCCGCUAGUCGGGAGAGGGGUGCGCAGACCCCCCAGAGCUGCCCCCGCGCCCCCCUCCCCCAAUUCCAGGCUGAGAGCGCAGCGGGAACGCCUUAGCUUGCUCGCCCGGCUUGGCCCCCCGACCCGCGUACGCCCCCCUCCCUCAGGUCCGAGAGGGACUCGCGAAGCACCUCAGCACGGAGGCAGGGAACCGGAGGCUUGGAGCGACCCAACCCCUCGUCUCGCUGCCCUCCCGCGCCUGCAACGGUGCGCGGAGACUCCAGCGAACUCAGACACCCAACGGCGGAGGACAGAAGCGGCAGGCGGCGGACGUGGCCGCGAAGCUGCGCGCGGGGCGCAGCGCACCAGCUGCCGAGCAGAGGAGCCGCGCCUUUCCCCCGACCCUCGGCUCCAGCCCUUGGCGUCUGCCGCCUCCCAGCCCCUCUGCGUCCUCGGCUCGGGGCCGGCACCGGCGAUGCCGAGCGGAGCCUCCAGUCCUCCGACCCGCUGAAGAAGCAGCAGCCGCUCGCCUGGAGCCUACUGGGAUUGUGCGAGCGGAUCGUGCUCGGUGGAGGCUCGGGCUGCAGGGCGCGGGGACUCCGGGGGGCGGGGGGAGGGACCGCUCUGUCGGUGCCCGGCGCUAGCCGCGGCUUUGAAGGGUCUCCCUCCCCUGCCCUUAGCAGCUCUGCCACGGACUCCGGGAGGCUGCGGGCGGCGUCCUGGGGGCUCCCCAACAGACCCAAUCGGACUUGAGAAGGUGAUCGCUCUGCUCUCCCAACCCCCUUCCCUCCCCAUUCCCCCCACUUAACUUUUUGUCUCCGUUCAUCCGCGGCUUCGUCCCCUCCCCGCAGACCCACCCGCGGCUGUGACAACCGCCCGGGGCAUGGGCCCCCCAACACGGCUCCUAGAGGCCCCGCGGCCUCGCAAGAUGUGAGAGGCCCUCCCCGGGCAGAAUCGGAGCUUCGGGAGAGGAGCUGAUACCCCGCCCCCCCUCCCCCCUGUCCCUCACAUCAGGCGGGGUGGAGGUGAGCGCUGAGCCCCCGCGGUGCUGAGCGUCCCGGAGCGCCCAAUCCUGGGCUGGAACGAGUAGCUGGCCGGAGGCGCGCCGCGGAGAGCAGGCUGUCAUGCCCUAUUGAUCCCCCUCUGCCCCCCGCCAAGUAUGUUUGGGCUGGACCAAUUCGAGCCCCAGAUCAACAGCAGGAACGCUGGCCAGGGCGAGAGGAACUUUAACGAGACCGGACUGAGCAUGAACACCCACUUUAAGGCCCCGGCUUUCCACACUGGGGGGCCCCCUGGCCCUGUGGAUCCUGCCAUGAGCGCGCUGGGCGAGCCCCCGAUCUUGGGCAUGAACAUGGAGCCCUACGGCUUCCACGCGCGCGGCCACUCGGAGUUGCACGCAGGGGGGCUGCAGGCGCAGCCUGUGCACGGCUUCUUUGGCGGCCAGCAGCCUCACCAUGGCCACCCGGGAGGUCACCAUCCCCACCAGCAUCACCCCCACUUUGGGAGCAACUUCGGUGGCCCGGACCCCGGGGCCUCGUGCCUGCACGGGGGUCGCCUGCUCGGCUACGGCGGCGCAGCCGGAGGCCUGGGCAGCCAGCCGCCCUUCGCCGAGGGCUAUGAGCACAUGGCGGAGAGCCAGGGGCCUGAGAGCUUCGGCCCGCAGCGACCGGGGAACCUCCCGGACUUCCACAGUUCGGGUGCCUCCGGCCACGCCGUGCCGGCCCCAUGCCUGCCGCUGGACCAGAGCCCUAACCGAGCCGCCUCCUUCCACGGCCUGCCGUCCUCCAGCGGCUCCGAUUCCCACAGUCUGGAGCCCCGGAGGGUGACGAACCAAGGAGCCGUCGACUCGCUGGAAUACAAUUACCCGGGCGAGGCGCCCUCGGGACAUUUUGACAUGUUUUCGCCCUCUGACUCCGAAGGGCAGCUGCCUCAUUAUGCAGCGGGUCGCCAGGUUCCCGGGGGCGCUUUCCCGGGCGCCUCGGCCAUGCCUAGAGCUGCGGGCAUGGUGGGCUUGUCCAAAAUGCACGCUCAGCCACCGCAGCAGCAGCCCCAGCAGCAGCAGCAGCAGCCGCCCCAGCAGCAGCAGCAACAGCAUGGUGUGUUCUUUGAGAGGUUCGGUGGGGCCAGAAAGAUGCCUGUAGGUCUGGAGCCCUCAGUGGGCUCCAGGCACCCGUUAAUGCAGCCUCCCCAGCAGGCCCCGCCACCCCCUCAGCAGCAGCCCCCUCAGCAGCCGCCACAGCAGCAGCCGCCGCCGCCACCCGGGCUUCUAGUCCGACAAAAUUCGUGCCCGCCUGCGCUCCCUCGGCCCCAGCAGGGCGAGGCGGGCACGCCCAGCGGCGGCCUGCAGGACGGAGGCCCCAUGCUGCCCAGCCAGCACGCGCAAUUCGAGUAUCCCAUCCACCGGCUGGAGAACCGGAGCAUGCACCCUUAUUCCGAGCCUGUUUUCAGCAUGCAGCAUCCUCCUCCGCAGCAGGCGCCCAACCAGCGGCUGCAGCAUUUCGACGCGCCCCCCUACAUGAACGUGGCCAAGAGGCCGCGCUUCGACUUCCCGGGCAGCGCGGGAGUGGACCGCUGCGCUUCGUGGAACGGCAGCAUGCACAACGGCGCUCUGGAUAACCACCUCUCCCCCUCCGCCUACCCAGGCCUACCCGGCGAGUUCACACCGCCUGUGCCCGACAGCUUCCCUUCGGGGCCGCCCCUGCAGCAUCCGGCCCCGGACCACCAGUCCCUGCAGCAGCAGCAGCAGCAGCAGCAGCAACAGCAGCAACAGCAGCAGCAGCAGCAACAGCAACAGCAACAGCAGCAGCAGCAGCGCCAAAACGCGGCCCUCAUGAUUAAGCAGAUGGCGUCGCGGAAUCAGCAGCAGCGGCUGCGCCAGCCCAACCUGGCUCAGCUAGGCCACCCCGGGGACGUGGGCCAGGGCGGCCUGGUGCAUGGCGGCCCGGUGGGCGGCUUGGCUCAGCCCAACUUUGAGCGCGAAGGCGGCAGCACGGGCGCCGGGCGUCUGGGCACCUUCGAGCAGCAGGCGCCGCACUUGGCGCAAGAGAGCGCGUGGUUCUCAGGUCCGCACCCGCCGCCCGGAGACCUGCUGCCCCGUAGGAUGGGCGGCUCGGGCCUGCCCGCUGACUGUGGCCCGCACGACCCCAGCCUGGCGCCCCCUCCUCCGCCCGGUGGCUCGGGGGUGCUGUUCCGGGGCCCUCUGCAGGAGCCGAUGAGGAUGCCCGGAGAAGGCCACGUGCCCGCGCUGCCCUCACCGGGCCUGCAGUUCGGGGGCAGUCUGGGCGGCCUGGGUCAGCUGCAGUCGCCCGGGGCGGGCGUGGGGCUCCCCAGCGCUGCUUCGGAGCGCCGGCCCCCGCCGCCGGACUUCGCUACGUCUGCGCUCGGGGGCCAGCCGGGCUUUCCGUUUGGUGCAGCGAGCCGGCAGGCCACGCCGCACAGCGGUCCAGGCGUGAACUCGCCCCCUAGCGCGGGAGGGGGCGGUGGCAGCUCCGGUGGCGGCGGUGGCGGGGGUGCCUACCCGCCGCAGCCUGAUUUCCAGCCCAGCCAGCGCACCUCGGCCAGUAAACUGGGCGCGCUCUCGCUGGGCUCCUUCAACAAGCCCAGCUCCAAGGACAACCUGUUCGGCCAGAGCUGCCUGGCUGCGCUCUCCACCGCUUGCCAGAACAUGAUCGCUAGCCUCGGGGCCCCCAACCUCAACGUGACCUUCAACAAGAAGAACCCGCCCGAGGGCAAGAGGAAACUGAGCCAGAACGAGACCGACGGCGCGGCAGUGGCCGGCAACCCGGGCUCGGAUUACUUCCCAGGAGGGACUGCUCCUGGGGCCCCAGGACCCGGAGGCCCAUCCGGGACCAGUAGCAGCGGCUCCAAAGCCUCGGGGCCGCCCAACCCGCCAGCCCAGGGGGACGGCACCAGCCUCUCCCCCAACUACACCCUGGAAUCCACGUCGGGGAAUGACGGCAAGCCGGUCCCCGGGGGCGGCGGCCGGGGACGGGGUCGCAGAAAAAGGGACAGUGGUCACGUGAGCCCUGGCACCUUCUUUGACAAGUACUCGGCGGCUCCGGAUAGCGGGGGCGCACCUGGGGUGAGCCCAGGGCAGCAGCAAGCGUCAGGCGCAGCCGUCGGGGGAAGCUCCGCCGGUGAGACGCGCGGGGCACCGACGCCCCACGAAAAGGCGCUUACGUCGCCAUCCUGGGGGAAGGGGGCUGAGUUGCUCCUGGGGGAUCAGCCAGACCUCAUUGGGUCCCUGGACGGCGGGGCCAAGUCGGACAGUAGUUCGCCACACGUGGGUGAGUUCGCCUCGGACGAGGUGAGCACGAGCUACGCCAAUGAGGACGAGGUGUCGUCCAGCUCUGACAACCCCCAGGCACUAGUUAAAGCGAGCAGGAGUCCCCUGGUGACCGGCUCGCCCAAACUCCCUCCCCGUGGGGUAGGCGCCGGGGAACACGGACCGAAGGCGCCCCCGCCUGCCCUCGGCCUGGGCAUCAUGUCUAACUCUACCUCGACCCCUGACAGCUACGGCGGCGGUGGGGGCCCGGGCCAUCCAGGCACGCCGGGCCUGGAGCAGGUCCGCACCCCGACGAGCAGCAGCGGCGCCCCGCCACCCGACGAGAUCCACCCCCUGGAGAUCCUUCAGGCGCAGAUCCAGCUACAGAGGCAGCAGUUCAGCAUCUCCGAGGACCAGCCUCUGGGGCUGAAGGGUGGCAAGAAGGGUGAGUGCGCCGUCGGGGCCUCAGGGGCUCAGAAUGGCGACAGCGAGCUUGGCAGCUGCUGCUCCGAGGCGGUCAAGAGCGCCAUGAGCACCAUUGACCUGGACUCGCUGAUGGCAGAGCACAGCGCUGCCUGGUACAUGCCCGCUGACAAGGCCCUGGUGGACAGCGCGGACGACGACAAGACGUUGGCGCCCUGGGAGAAGGCCAAACCCCAGAACCCCAACAGCAAAGAAGCCCACGACCUCCCCGCAAACAAGGCCUCAGCAACCCAGCCUGGCAGCCACUUGCAGUGCCUGUCUGUUCACUGCACAGACGACGUGGGUGACGCCAAGGCUCGAGCCUCCGUGCCCACCUGGCGGUCCCUGCAUUCUGACAUCUCCAACAGAUUUGGGACAUUUGUGGCUGCCCUAACUUGAAUGACAAGAAAGACCCCCUCCUCUACCAGGCCCUUCCCCUCCCCCUCUCUGUCUCCUUCCCCCUCAACCUGACCCCCCCCCUCUGUUAAUUUGAAAGGGCCACUAUUGCUGAGUGGAUGAUUUUUUUUUUUUUUUCUCUAGGUUGGUACCUGCUUAGUGGCAUAUGGACUGGAAAGGGUUAAUUUAAAGGUGGGGGGGAACCUCAAAAGUUUUUUUAAAAAAGAAACUUGUCUGCCACAGUAUGUUACCAGUGUUAACCCUUCUGCAGUUAGCAAACUUUUGCUUAAGCCUUUUUCCUCUAGAUACUCCCCAUGUGUCGGUAAUCUUGGCAUACAUUUUUUAGAUGACCUCUUUCCUUGUUUUAUUUUCAUGCUGCUGUAUGUCCAAGUAUUGUUAUUUCAUAAUAAGACAAGAGUUGCUUUCUUUUUUAUUCUUUUUCCUUUUCUUACCCCCUCCCCUUUUAUUUUCUUUUUGCUUUGUUCACUGCUUAUUAAAACGGAAAUCCUGGAGAAUAGUAGUUUUGGAAUAUUGCCGGGUGAAAGUCAAAUUGUCAUCACAAUAUUAUAUAUUGACACUCCAGUGUCAUCAGUCAGGCAGGAGCCAAACAAUGAAUGCCCCCCUUAGGUAUUCCGCCUGGGAUUUUGUUUUGUCUGUUCCCUAAGAAAAUAUAUUUUCGUUCCUGCAAACACAGUGCUCAGCCUUCAGUUCCCUUCCACUUGGGUUCUCUCUUCUCCUGCUGGAAGCCGCCCCUCUCUGCGAUGGACGUGAGGACGUGUCCAGCUCUGCUCUGUGGGAAGGAGUUGGAAUGCUCGACAGUAGUGUUUUCUCUCCUUUUCUGGGCCUCCUCGCAAAUGCCCAGACCCUGCAUUUUCACGCUGUGCUAAGCAGCCUUUGGUCUGUGUGGGGGAUGGUGUGCUCCCAGCCUGCAGUCUUUGGAGCAAGGCUGCUGCCCUUGCUGCAGCCAGGCCGGCUGUGCCUCGGGCGCUGGAGUUGGAGGAGGCUGAGUUCUCAGCCCUUUCCCUUUUCUGAAAGCCGUUCCUGGCUGGGCAUCCCAGGGAAGAAAGGAGGGGACUGCGUGCAUCUCCUCCACCUCUCCCAUUCCAUCCCCAGUCCAACCUGGGCAACCCCACCCCUGGGAGGGAUGAGGCACCCUCUUGCUCAGCCUGCUCAGCCUUCUCUGAGCCUUUGCAGGGAUCUGCAGACUCCUGAGGGCUAGAGGACAGAGAAAGAGAAUGUAAGGAAAUGACUUUGAUUCCUGAGCCUUUUAGUUUUGAACUCUGGAAUUCCUCUGCCCCCUCCCCAACUUUUGAUGGAAUCUCACCCUGUUGCAAAACUAGAGCCAUGUCCCAAGCCUCUCACAAAGGAAUAACUGCUCUGAGCAGAGAUGAGUGGUGGUUGGCAGGGACAGGCAACUUUGGGUGCUGUUGAUGCCUGCAAAAGCCAUUUAUGGCUUGUGGUGGGGGCACAUAGAUUCCCGGGUGGGUUAGACAAGUGACUGAUAUCACUUCACCCAAAUCGGUGAUGGUUAUAUUUAAUUUCAGUUUUUGUUAACGAGCAUGUCUUACUAAAACGCUCCACUUUGAGCUCCCCCACCCCCUCCAGGUCCUCAGAGUUUGCAGAUCCGGGCUUUUUUUAGCAAGUGACCUGAAGGCUCUGGGCUCACCAUACAACACCCACAUUGUUUAUUUCAAAGAACUUUUCAGCAAAGGGAGAGGAGCUUUCAGAAAAACCUCACUCUUUCCCCUCCCUUCUCCCCUCUUUCCUUCUGCCGGUCCUUUUGGCUGGGGUCUGAGUCUGCGGUUCUCGCCUGGGCAGUCUUGACCGGGGCAAACCCCGCCUUCAGAGGGCAGACAAAGCAGGUGGCAUGAACUGAUCAGCGAGAAAGGUGUGAGCUGAGGCAGUUCCUGCGUUCUGCUACAAAAGGAAUGGAAAGGGAAGGGAAUUUCCCCCCACCAUGGGCUGUGGGAGAGUUGACCAUAUUCUGGGCAAGACUCCAUGACCCCUCUGAUUCUGCAGUGUACAGCUGUUUGAGAGCCUCAUCAUUUUACUUUUGAAACAGGAAUGAUUUCUCCUUAAUUGCUUAAGGCCGGGGAGCAAAGUGUCUUAACUUCUGUCUUUGACUUUCCCAGCGUUGAGUCAUCAACACUUUGCCAAUUAGCUCAUGGUCCUGGCAACCUCGGAAACCCCUGAAGUUUUAAAAACUUUCUCGCUCCCCACGACCCCAGAAUGAAACAGCUUUAAAAAUAGCCUUAAGCAAAAGGAUGUUAUUUCAUUAAAUUUGGUUUAAUGGAAAGAAUAAAAGUAAAUGAAAAACACACCCUACACGCUAGACUCCGAACACUGGUAAUCAGUACUGCAUAGCAAACUCUUUGGGAAAGAAAACGAAAAUGUUAUUGCACAUGUAAAAUAUGAAAACUUAACUCUGCUGUGUGUUAGGCAAUCCUGUAAUCUUUUUUGACUCUUAAAAGAAAUUCAUUUCUGAAAUGCUUGGUUGGAAGACUGUGACAAUAGCUCAUGAAAUUGAGUGUUAUUUUUUCUUUCUUUUUUAAAAAAAUAUGUAAAGUGCAGUCUUCUGUAUUCCUGCAUAUUGUAUAUACCUGUAUAUGUUUUCCUGAGCAGUUAAAUAACAAUAAAUAUGACGUUAAUGGUGGCUGUGGUA